Ostrea edulis (European flat oyster) is the source of this 1289-nucleotide messenger RNA. Its product is annotated as short-chain collagen C4-like. The coding region runs from base 614 to 1234 and encodes 206 amino acids. NCBI's taxonomy places the organism in Eukaryota, Metazoa, Mollusca, Bivalvia, Ostreida, Ostreidae. The record is from RefSeq and is a predicted model, not a curated record. The transcript has 4 exons.
CCUUUUCAAUUAAAUUGAAGUUGACAAGACACCAUCCUUAACAUUGAUUGCGAAGCUUAAAAACCAAAAACAUAAGGUUUGCGAUGUAAAUACGUUUGUAGAUUUAGUAUAGUUGCAAUGCUAGGUGUAUUUAUAUGUAGUUUUUGUUGUUUUGUUAUCACUCGCUCUUAAAAUUGGCUACAUUGUGUAGUUAUUUUCGUUUGUCCUGAAGAAAUGACAAGUCGUCCCAAAAAUUUGACGAUCUGUUUCUCCGUGUCGUCGGUCAUUUUAGUGGUUUGUAUGCUUUUUUGUAUCAGAAACACACACACACACACACACACACACACAUACACACACACAUAUACACACACACACUUUGUCCAACUUUCUUUUUUGUAUUGCUUAUAGGAGUUAUAAAAUUGGAAAUACCAAUGAACUCUUGGAUAAACUAUAUUGCCCUAUGAAUACAUAUUAAAUCUAAAGCACAGAAAAUUUCCCUUUAUUUUGUUUUGGAUACCCACUUCCUCACCUACCCGAGGUUGAACUCACAACCAGCGGAACCAAAUCUCAUAGCAGCAUGUAACAAGCACGCUAAACCCCUCGACCAUUUAGGCAAGUAAAAAACUUCCUUUUGAUGACGAUGGAAUUCUCGCCACGCCGUCACAUACUACACGGUCAUCGAGAUUGGAAAUGGGUUAGAAGAAACAAAAGCGUUGUCUAUACAAGAUGGGGAAAGAAGACAUGUCCCUCAAAUGCUGAGCUGGUUCUUUCUGGAAUUACAGGUGGGUCACAUUAUUCCGAUUCGGGAGCGGCUGUUGAUCCCCUUUGUUUACCAAGAGAUCCUGAAUGGGGUCGGUACAAAGAUGGAGUCGACGGCCAUAAAACUUAUGUAUAUGGAGCAGAAUACCAAACUAGCAAUUCUCUGAGUAACUUGCGUAGACUCCAUGACCAUGACGUACCGUGCGCUGUCUGUCUGAUUCAUAAUAGAUCUGUUCUUAGAGUAUUCCCAGCAAGGAAAACGUGUUACAAAGGUUGGAAAUUGGAAUAUGAUGGAUAUCUAAUGGCGGGACGUCAUAAUCAUGUUGCUGCCACAACGUACAAAUGUGUGGAUAAAAACCCUGAUACUUUUACUGGGGGUCAUUCUGAUCGCAAUGGUUAUCUUUUCUAUUCCGUGGAAGCAAGAUGUGGCUCAUUGAAAUGUCCACCAUACGUAAACGGACGGGAACUUGUAUGCGUUGUCUGCUCCAAGGCAUAGAGGUGUCCGAUAGGACAGUGGAAAUAUCUUCACACAAUAAAAAGAGUUGUUUCAG